Molecule: messenger RNA, 2494 nt
Organism: Cotesia glomerata
Lineage: Eukaryota; Metazoa; Arthropoda; Insecta; Hymenoptera; Braconidae
Product: probable ubiquitin thioesterase DG1039
Exons: 7
Coding region: 756-2471 (571 amino acids)
Source: RefSeq, a predicted model, not a curated record
AUAUAUAUCAGAAAGUUUGUUUAUAUGAAAAUAAUUUUUCAAUACUUUAUCAUUAUUUUCAGAAUUUUAUGUCACUAAAAUAAGUGCAUAUAUGUCAAAAAUUCUAUGGCAUGUAUCCUAAACGGGUGUGAAUUACGAACGCACUGUCUAACCUAUGGAAUCUUUAGUAAUCAUAUGUGGUUAAAUUUACUUCAACCGGGAAUAUUAAUAUAGUACACAAUAAGAAAAAAACAUAAUUCGCACUCAUCACCAUGUAAACUUACCUCGCAAUUUCUUUAAAUACGAAAAUUAAAAAUUAUUCAUUAACCGCACUUAGCAUUUCUCGACGGAAGCUAAGUGUGAAAGAAUAGAGACAGGUAAUAUAGUAAAAAGCCACGAUUUAGCUUUUAACUAUAAGCUAUAGGGUGUAUAGUAUGAAAGAAAUAAUUGCCGGUAGCGCGCGCUGCUGUUAAAUUCCCAAAAUUAUGAUUCAAAUAAAUACAUGUAUAUUUAUAUGUAUAUGUGUGGUGUAAUAAUUUUGCAAAAUUCUUAUAGCUCAAAAAAGCUAGUUUAAUGUAAUUUUUAAUUCUCUAAAAAAUAUAUGAUUAUCUAGAGGGUCGAAAUAAAACUAACCUUACUUCGAUGGGAAAUAAUAUGAAAAAUAAUUCAAGCUUUCCACGAGUUAACUUUUAUUAAAUAAAUCUACAGAUUUAUAAAAUACAAUCAUUUGAGAUUUAAAAAAAAAAAUUUUAUUGAAUUAAAAAAUUUUAUUAACGAUGGAAGAAAAAUCUCUAGAAGAAUGUUUAAACGAUCCACAAUUUAUUCAAGUAUUAUCUACUACAUUAUCGUUAGAAGUAGUCAAUAAAGAAAAAGAAAUCAAAGAAACUAACAGACAAAUUGAGAGCUUAAAAUCAGUUAUUUCGAGCUUUGUUAAAGACCGUAAAAGAUUAAAGCAGCUGACUCAAAUAGAACAAAAAAAUAAGAUAAUUUUUCAGACUACCUUAGAUAGCUUACGAAAAAUUGAGAACGAAAAAAUUCUAAAAUUAUGUCUAGUUAAAGAGAAACAAAAUGACAGUUUAUUAAAAGCACAAAUUGAUCAAGAACGAUUCUUAAAAAUCCUAGAAACAUACAAGGAAACAUGGAUUAAAUAUGAAGCCGAAUACGAGAAAUUUCCACUGGCUAUAGAGAGAAAGAAAAAUAAAAACGAAGUUGAAAAAAUGAAAAUUCAAUGUAUGAUUCAGGAGUAUAAAAGAGUGGAGUAUCAGAAAAUGUUAAAUUUAAGAAGUGACAUCGAUGAUUUAAAAAUACAAUCAGUUGUUAUUAAAUUAUCUGAAACAGUAUUAGAUAGAUGGAAUCAACAAAAUAAAAUUAAUAGGUUGAUUGAUGAAUACUAUAAAUUAGAAAUAAAAUGGAACGAAAUAUUCCAGCAACAUCAAAAAAUGAUGGCUGAGUUCGAAGCAGAAACGAGAGAAAAAGCAUUAGCGAGACAACAAAUGCCUCCACCAAGAAUUGACUUUUCUUUUAUGCGAGCAGUAUACGCUGAAACUUCACCAAAAGACCCAUUUUGUUAUACACAAAGACUGCGUAAACGGUCUGAUUCAGAUUCAAUCUCAGUUAAUACUCUUAGACUGGAAGAAAUAUGCUGUGAUGAACCGAGUGUUCCCGUAGUUCCAAUACAAAACACUUAUGAAGAAGAAAAUGAUCCAAUUCCAACUGAGACUUAUGAAGAGGAUGUAAAUAUAGACACUGUUGAAGAACAAGAAAUUAACGAAACAAAUGAUCCUAAUGCGGAAACACUUGAAAAAGUUUGUCGACAACUCAGUAUUACAGAGGAACUCGAAGUUUCAAAUUAUGAAAAAAUACCUUCUCAAACUGAAGCACAAAUUCAUUUCGAGUCACAUCCUAUUCAAAAAACUUUUUCAAACGAAAAAAUUAAUCAUCUAAAGAAGAAAAUUUCUUAUACUGAUGAUUCAUUUGAUUCAAGUCUAAAACCAAUUGAAAAGAAAAAACCUAAAAUAGAUCAUCGGCUCGAAGUUUCCCAGCAAGAUUAUCAGAAACAAAAACUUUUCCAAACAAAACAACAAUCUCAUAAUGAUAUUCAUUUGCCUAUUUCUCAUCCACAAGUCAGAUCUAUUGAAACAAUUUCACAGCCAUUAAAUACGAACGUUAGGCCACCAAUGGCGGAAGUUCCACCAACACCAUCAGUUUUAUAUUCCCCACGUCUUGGAUCCAAUUAUGGAAGUAGCACUAAUUUGUCUAAUAUAAUGAAUCAAAAUCUGGACGAUUCUGACAUAAAUUGGAAAGAUUUUGUGCCUUCAAGAGCUGGAUCUGACAUCUCUUACGUAUCAGGUAUUUCUAUGUUUGAUUCUAAGAAAACAGUUGGCGACAGCAAAGCUAUAAAACCAAUAAGCCAGCCACAGGACUUAAAUGUAAACAACUUUUUAAAUUUCUUUCCGAGUACCAAUAAUCAAACAAACAAACGAUUUUUUUGAACAAAAAAAAAAAGACAAGUAUA